This is a messenger RNA of Rotaria sp. Silwood2, 966 nucleotides long. Lineage: Eukaryota; Metazoa; Rotifera; Eurotatoria; Philodinida; Philodinidae. The record is from the annotation of a GenBank genome assembly.
AUGAUUCGUCCACCUCAACUCAUAUUGCUCACCUUGUGCUUUUUUCUUAAUCAAUAUUUAGUACAAGCAUCAAUAUAUUCAUGUAAUACGACAGCUCCAUGUGGUUGUUCAAAAAAUCCAGUCGUUAUGAAUGCCAGAAUUGUCGGCGGUGAAGUAGCUGCUAGUCAUAGUUGGGGUUGGGCUGUUUCAUUACGAAAAUCAUACAUGGGACACUUUUGUGGUGGUUCAGUUCUCUCUCCACACUAUGUGCUUACUGCAGCACAUUGCGUUGAUAAAAUUUAUCUUUCACUAGAAGAGUUGGCAGUUGUUGUUGGUAGAGACAAUCUCUAUGAUAAUGAUGGACAAAGAAUAGUUGUAUCACACAUUUAUGUACAUCCAAAAUGGAAUGCAGCUAGAUGGGAAAAUGAUAUUGCUAUUCUUAAACUAAAAACAGCAAUAUCUUUUAAAAAUCAUAAUGUCGAUAAACUUUGUCUACCAUCUUCAUAUGGUACUAUAGAACGUGAUUUUCCAUUAACAAACUCACAACUUGUAGCUAUUGGUUGGGGAUCUACGCGGACAGGUGGUUCUGUAUCAUACGAUCUCAGACAAGUGACAGUAGAGACUGUUGGUAGCAACGUAACAAAAUGUAGCAAUUCAAUUAAAAAUAGCACUAUACAAUUUUGUGCAGCUGUCGAUGGUGGAGGCAAAGAUACAUGUCAAGGUGAUUCAGGUGGUCCAUUGAUGUAUUACUCAGAUAUUUAUCAACAAUGGAUGAUAGCAGGCAUAACAUCUUUCGGUAAAGGAUGUGGAUUGAGUACUGAUGCUGGUAUUUAUACCCGAGUAACUAUGUAUAUCGAUUGGAUUAAAUCGAUUGUUGGUAAAGAUGGUGUGGUGAUGGUCGGAGAAAAUACUGCUAAUGUCAGUAAUAUGUCCACUAUGUUUUGUAUUGCAACACUUUUAUUUUUAUUCAUAAUGCGUUCCUUUUAA